This is a messenger RNA of Ustilago hordei, 438 nucleotides long. RefSeq lists its product as uncharacterized. Gene Ontology annotation, cellular component: CCR4-NOT core complex; P-body. Gene Ontology annotation, molecular function: molecular adaptor activity. The coding region runs from base 1 to 438 and encodes 145 amino acids. Gene Ontology annotation, biological process: nuclear-transcribed mRNA catabolic process, deadenylation-dependent decay. The record is from RefSeq and is a predicted model, not a curated record. The transcript has a single exon. Lineage: Eukaryota; Fungi; Basidiomycota; Ustilaginomycetes; Ustilaginales; Ustilaginaceae.
AUGCCUGCCGUCAAGCGAUCUGUCAUGAUUGCUUCCAUCUCGACCCGUGAACUGGUUACCAAGGACUUUGCAAUGGAAGGAGACGAAGAGAAAAUGCCAGCCUCGGCUCAUCAGAUGGCCCAGAACCUUGCCGGCAUCCUCGCUUUGGUUACCUGCAAGGAGCCUCUGCGCAUCAGCAUGAUCGCCAACGCCCGCAUUUUGCUCCUCGCCAACGGCUUCACCGAGCAGAAUUUGCCUGAACAGGCAAUCAUGGUCAUCAUGCAGGAGAACCUCGACCUGGAACGUCUCAACGUGACGAUGCCAUCUCUGUGGAAACCAUCGACGUCGUCUUUGCACCGCCUACACAUUCCAUCUGGCUUUUCGCAGCACGGCCACCGCCCGAUUGCCUUGGAAGUCAUCACUGACGGCCAGCCUGGCGAGUUCGCUACAGCAACUUGA